CUUUCAUUGACUUAACGGCCACGGGUGUCGCUGUUAACAAGCAUUUGAAAGUUACAAAUAUUCCCUUUAAAUCAAAGGGAUGUGAUGUGAAAAUGUCCUCAACUAACCCUUAUAACUGUGCUGGUUUGUGUUUUCAAAUCACUGCAGAUGUCCAAUAAACUGACCCCAGCAUGCAGUCAUUACCACAUCACUUCAGGAAUUUGUUUAGGUAACAGCAUUAAAAAGAAAAGUACAAGCUACCUCUCAUUUCUCCCUCCAGUGUUGGUGUUUUUUAUGAAAGCAGCAGCAGCAGCUCUCUCAACUCCGCCCCACGUUUCCCCCAAACUCUGACUGAACUUUCCUUAGUGGAGUCUUGUUCUGUGCGUCACUCCACACACUCCUGGCUUGGACAAAACCACAGGACUAUCUCCUCCUGAAACACAAGAACAAUGGGUUGGCAGGAGCAAGGAUGGCUCUUCUGUGCGAGUUUUCUCGGGUUUGUGUUGUCGGUGCAGAGCAUAACGAGAGGAGAGCUUUUCCAGUUCGGUCCAAGUGCCAGUGAUCAGUUACUGGAAGCAGGGAAUGACCAGACGCAACGAAUGGAACUGGACCAGCCAGUUCUGUUCUACGAUGGAACGUUCGACAGCAUCUUUAUCAACACCAAUGGUUUUGUUGCCACAGCAGAGCCAACCAGCGAGUCGACAUAUCUUGGCAGUAUGCCCGCAAAAUUCGGCAUGAUUGCAGUUCAGCAAGGAGACCUGGACACCAGUGAUGGUGUGGGGAAGGUUUUCUUCCGUCAAGACUCAAGUCCUGCUGUUCUGACCCUGGCGGCCCAGUACAUCAACAGGGCCUUCCCCUUGGACGACGAAGUCAAUCCCACCCACGCAGUGGUGAUCACCUGGGCUGAUGUAAACACCCAUGCACCACCACAAAGCAGAGGAGAUGGCAUUGUAAAGAAGAGAAACACCUUCCAGCUGGUUAUUGCAAAUCUGGAGAAGGCAUCGUACGCUAUUGUCUUGUAUGCAAGGGACGGGGUGCAGUUCUCCUCCACGCCUGUACAAGGCAGCAGUGUGGUCAUGCAUGCUGGCUUCAGUAAGGGUUUGGUCCAGGGUUUCCUGUACAACAGUCAGGGGCCGUACUACCGCACCACCACUGAUGACGAGGCAUCCGUCAGGGCUUUAGCAGAAGAGACCAACUCUGGCGUGCGGGGUGUUUGGGUGUACGAGAUUGGAACUUCCCCCUUUUUUUCCAACGUGGCUCCAGGUGAGGUCACUGAGCUGCCCACCAGGGACCCCAGGUCACAGGGGCCCCCUGAGGAGGCCACUGAUGCAAGAAGGACUGUGUAUCAUAAUGGACAACAAGAGCUGGACAUUCCUUAUGAGCCAGAGGGGGCGCAGAUUGAAGUCCACCCAGUUCAGUACCAGCCACAUCAGCCUGACAACCCAGAAGUCCUGGUGGUGGAUGACACGGAUAUAAAUGUAGAUGUGUUCUCAUACAACUUGGGGACGUGUGCCAACAAUAGGAAUAAGUGCUCCCAGUUUGGCGACUGCAAGGACUACUCCAGCGGAUACUGCUGCAACUGCAGACCUGGCUUCUACGGCAAUGGGAUACAGUGUGUGGCAGAGGGAAAACCACAGAGGAUGAACGGUAAAGUGUAUGGAAAAGUGUCUGUUGGCAACUCUCCUUCUCCGGUGGAGUUCACCAGCAACGACCUCCACUCAUACGUUGUGGUGAAUGAUGGCCGUUCCUAUGUGGCCAUCAGUGACAUCCCUUACACCCUUGGACCCUCGCUGCAGCCCCUGUCGGCCCUCGGUGGCGUGAUUGGGUGGGCGUUUGCUCUGGAGCAGCCUGGCUUCAAGAAUGGCUUCAGUAUUAUUGGAGGGGAGUUCACACGGCAGGCUGAGGUGACCUUUCUGCCAGGGAAUGAGAAGCUGACCAUCAGGCAGGAGUUCAAAGGCAUCGACGAGCACGACCACCUGGCGGUGAGCACCACCCUGGAGGGCCGGGUCCCUGAGGUGCCUCGUGGCUCCACCGUGCAGAUCGACCCUUACUCUGAGAUCUAUCAGUACAGCAACAACUUGAUCACUUCAUCCUCCACUCGUGACUACGUAGUGAGCUUGCCCGACGGCUCCACUGAAACCAGGACGUACCAGUGGCGUCAGACCAUCAGCUUCCAAAGCUGCCAGCAUGGCGAGUCUUUGAGAGACAUGAAACCGACCCAGAUGCUCAGCGUGGACCAGGUCUUUGUCAUGUACGACGCCAAUAAUGAGCUCAUCCGGUUCGCCAUGAGCAACAAGAUCGGGGAUAUCAACGGCGGACAGCCAGAAGAGAACCCGUGUUUCACUGGAAGACACGGCUGUGACACCAACGCUGUGUGUCGACCUGGAGAGGGAACUCAGUUCACCUGCCAGUGUGCUAAUGGCUUCAACGGAGAUGGACGCACAUGUUAUGACAUUGAUGAGUGCAGAGAGAAUCCUCAGAUCUGUCUCUCCCACGCUAUCUGCAACAACCAGCCCGGGACCUUCCGCUGCGAAUGUGAAGACGGUUAUCAGUUCGGCAAUGAUGGCCAGACCUGCGUUGAGGUUUAUCAACCUACGGACGCCUGUGAAGACGGCACCCAUAACUGUGACAUUCCUGAGCGCGCUCAGUGCAGCUACGCCGGAGGCUCGUCCUACAUUUGCACCUGCCUGCAAGGGUUCAUAGGAGACGGCAGAGUCUGCCAAGACAUAGAUGAGUGCCAGCCAGGCAGGUGCCAUCAGGACGCUGUGUGUUAUAACAACCAGGGAUCAUUUACCUGCCAGUGCAGGCCGGGUUACUAUGGCGACGGCUUCUACUGCUCUCCAGAGAGGACAAAAACACAAUGUGAGACCCAUAGAGACAGUCUCCAGGGUGUGACGGAGGCUGGUCCGCGGGGCCCUCGACCUCCCGUCGGACAGUACAUCCCUACGUGUGACGAGAACGGCGCCUAUGAGUCCAUGCAGUGCCACGGCAGCAUGGGACACUGCUGGUGCGUGGACCGAAACGGGCAGGAGAUCCCUGGGACUCGCUCUGGGCCUGGCAGCAGACCGAUGUGUAUCGACCAUGGUGGUGUGCCACCACCUGUUGGACCCACCCCUCGACCUGAUGUCCACCCACUGCCUCCAGGAACACACCUGCUGUUUGCCCAGAGCGGCAGGAUAGAGCACGUCCCGCUGGAAGGUUAUAAUAUGAAAAAGAACGAUGCCAAGGUCAUCCUCCAUCUCCCUGAGAAGGUAAUCAUCGGAGUGGCCUAUGACUGUGUGGACAAAAUGGUCUACUGGACUGAAAUCACGUCGCCCUCGAUCAGCAAGGCCAGCAUCGAGGGGGGAGAGCCCACCGCAAUCAUUAGAUCAGAUCUGGACAGCCCAGAGGGUAUCGCCAUCGACCACUUGGGACGAACUCUGUUCUGGACGGACUCUGUGAAGGAUCGCAUCGAGGUGGCCUCUUUGGACGGGUCUCAGCGUCGGGUCAUCAUAGACACUGAUCUCGUCAACCCACGUGCUAUUAUCACCGACCCUCCCAAUGGCAAUCUGUACUGGACCGACUGGAACCGCGAUGCCCCCAAGAUCGAGACCUCUUACAUGGAUGGAUCCAACAGAAGGGUGCUGGUGAAAGACGAUCUCGGCCUGCCUAACGGCUUGACUUACGACUCCCAGAGCUCUCUGCUUUGUUGGGCAGAUGCAGGCACACAUAAAAUGGAGUGCACACAUCCUGGCCACGGUGACCGCAUGAAGGUUAUGGAGGGGCUUCAGUACCCGUUUGGAAUCACGUCUUUUGGGAAGAACAUCUACUACACUGACUGGCGGAGGGAUGCCGUGGUUGCCGUGGACCUCCGCUCUGGCAAGGAGUCAGACGAGUUCCAGCCUCAGAAACGGACCAAGAUAUAUGGGAUCACCACAGCCUAUGCCCAGUGUCCAUCAGGGCAAAACUACUGUGCUGUGAACAACGGGGGCUGCACUCACCUCUGUUUAGCAACCCCUACCGGCCGCUCCUGCAAAUGUCCCAGCAACGCCGUGGGUGUGGGCUGUGUGGAGAGAGACAGCGGGUACUGAGAGGAGGCGGCUGUGCUCUGAGUUGACACUGUUUGACCGCAAAUUAGGAGCCACUCAGCAUUACUAAACUAUAGCUGCUGAAAAUGCCACUGAAAACCAGAGGUGAACUUACUGUGCCUUUUAUUGCUCAGUGUUAUGCUUAUCUACAUUUUUUAAAUUUCCCUUUAUAAAAUCACAACUGUCGACCAUUGAGAAUUGUAAAUAUAAACACUAUUAUUUUCCUGAGUGCACAUAAACUGAGAAUAAAACUCAAGGGAUACAUAAUUUAAUGUGAAAUUCAUCACAGCGAUGCAUGACGUCAUCUCAUGUCGGUUGUGUUACACUGUGGCAUGUUUGGAUUAGCUUAUCUCAUGGAAGUAUUAUUGUGGAGUAGGACUAGUGUCUGUACAAGCUGGUGGGAUGAGUUUACAUGCUGGGCAGCAAAAGAAUAAACAUUUUUUUCUAACA
Messenger RNA from Sebastes umbrosus (honeycomb rockfish), 4496 nucleotides. RefSeq names its product nidogen 1a (gene nid1a). NCBI's taxonomy places the organism in Eukaryota, Metazoa, Chordata, Actinopteri, Perciformes, Sebastidae. The record is from RefSeq and is a predicted model, not a curated record. The coding region runs from base 429 to 4049 and encodes 1206 amino acids. Gene Ontology annotation, molecular function: calcium ion binding. Gene Ontology annotation, biological process: cell-matrix adhesion. The transcript is spliced from 20 exons.